Messenger RNA from Astyanax mexicanus (Mexican tetra), 1290 nucleotides. It is a transcript of the gene slbp, whose product is annotated as stem-loop binding protein. NCBI's taxonomy places the organism in Eukaryota, Metazoa, Chordata, Actinopteri, Characiformes, Acestrorhamphidae. The transcript has 8 exons. Gene Ontology annotation, molecular function: mRNA binding; histone pre-mRNA stem-loop binding. Gene Ontology annotation, biological process: mRNA 3'-end processing by stem-loop binding and cleavage; mRNA transport. Gene Ontology annotation, cellular component: histone pre-mRNA 3'end processing complex; cytoplasm. The record is from RefSeq and is a predicted model, not a curated record. Bases 101 to 919 code for a protein of 272 amino acids.
GCGGGGCUGCGGGACUGUGGCGCGGUUUAUCAAACCCUGAGCAACACCAGAUCAUCAUCCAGCAGCAGCAGCAGCAGCUCCGCUUUAAACCCUUUAAAUCAUGUCUGACCCGCGCAGAUACAGACAGGAGGAGAGCUGCGCUGCGGAGGAGAACAGGAACAAAGGGUCUUCCAGAUGGUCGCAGUGCCGGAAGCGUGGAGCUGAUGGAGUCGUGAGAGGAUCACAGAAAGAAGCUGAAUUAACUAAUAACACUGACAGAAAAGGCAACAGACCGCACAGACCUAACAGUUUCACGACUCCAGAAAGCGAGGGACCUGUCUCGAGGAUAAGGGACUGGGGAGAUGAGGUGGAGUUUGAUGAAAUGCGCACUAAUGUGCGACGUGACAUGCAGCGUUACAGACGAAGGAUACUGGCUGGAGAGUUUACACAAAGAGAGAGAAAAACCUCGUCUGGAAGUUCAGACUCCAAAGAUUCCAGGGACUCUCCUGCACCUGGAGAAUUUGAGACAGAUGAGUCUGUUUUAAUGAGGAGACAAAAGCAGAUCAACUAUGGAAAGAACACACUCGCUUAUGACAGAUACAUUAAAGAAGUGCCAAAACAUUUGAGACAGCCAGGAGUCCACCCCAGAACUCCUAACAAGUUUAAGAAAUACAGCCGCCGCUCUUGGGAUCAGCAGAUAAAACUGUGGAAAGUCAAACUUCACGCGUGGGAUCCUCCUACUGAAGAGGGCAACGACCUGCAGGCAGCAGAUCAGAUUGACCUUGGUGAGAUCAUGGAUUUGGAUUUUGAUAUGGAAGCUUCAGUAGAUGAGCUUCAGUACCCAAAGACCAGUAGUAGUGUUUCAUCUUCGUUGCCACAGGACUCGUGCACUGGAACCCCCAGCAAGAUGAUGAAGAUGGAUGAGACAGAAAUCGCAUGACUUAUGUACUGAUGCUGUAGUGACAGGAGGGAGAACUGUCUGUUCUAAUGCACUGUUUGAUUUUGUUGUUAACGAUGCUGUUUUUGGGUGUUGUUUACCAUCAGAUUCACUUACAUUUGCUUUUUCUUUUUUUUUCUGUAAAUGACUCCAGGUGUUUUCAAGAAAUUAUUAUUUUUUUAAUAGCUCAGUUGUGGAUCUUCAUAUUCAGUUCUUACACACCAGUGUUUGUUCCAGCUCUAUAGUGUAAAUAUAGUGUCAUUUUAAUCGCAUUACUUCUGUUUUUAUCUUUUGUACAUGCAUUCUUUUGUUCAGUUGUUGCUCAGGAAUUUUAUCAGAACCAUUUGGAAAUAAAUAAAUGUAACUAAACUUGA